Molecule: messenger RNA, 876 nt
Organism: Chrysoperla carnea
Lineage: Eukaryota; Metazoa; Arthropoda; Insecta; Neuroptera; Chrysopidae
Product: mitochondrial import inner membrane translocase subunit tim16-like
Exons: 2
Coding region: 139-519 (126 amino acids)
Biological process (GO): protein import into mitochondrial matrix
Cellular component (GO): TIM23 mitochondrial import inner membrane translocase complex
Source: RefSeq, a predicted model, not a curated record
AAAAAAUUUCAAAAAUCCCACAUUUAUAGAUAAUCCAAUGACAUUUUAUGUACAUGCGUAUUAAAUUUAAAACUAGAUUCACACUAGUCAAGUAGAACUUAGAACUUGCUAAAGUGCUGAUCCUCACAAGAUUGGAGUAUGGCUAAAAUAAUUGCACAAAUAAUAUUAUCUGGAUCACAAGUAUUGGGGCGAGCGUUUGCACGGGCACUUAAACAGGAAUAUGAAGCAUCACAAGAAGCAGCCAAAAUGCGUGGACGAACAUCAAGACGGGAUCCACGUAGCGAACGAGCCGGAAUCACUUUAGACGAAGCCAAACAAAUCUUAAAUGUUGAGACUAUCGACGAUCCGAAAUUAAUUGAAGAACGAUACAAGAAACUAUUUGAAGCGAAUGAAAAAGUAGGCUCCUUCUAUUUACAAUCGAAAGUGUUUCGAGCUAGAGAACGAAUAAAUAUGGAAUUAGUAUCUAGUCAAUCGAAUGAUGGUAGCAAAACAAAAGGUCCAGAUUUGAACCAGAAAUAAUAAAUUAGUCGUUUUAUUUAAAUUAGUAACCAAAUUUUUAGUACAAGUUUAGAGACAGACAGACAGACAGACAUAAAACCUUUAAAUAUUAUUUUGUGAUGUAAGCUCUGAUAAUGAUUACUAAUAAAAUGGUAUUAAAAGUGCGUGUUCCUGAUCCUUGUCCUGCUGAAUCCUGAGUUCAAUCCAAUAAUUAAAUAAAACAGUGCGCUAGUAACGUUUACUGUACAGUGUGUACAGAGACGGUACAAUGUAAAAAGUCUCCAACAUCAUGUAGUAGUGUGUACAGUUACAGUCACAACAAUGAACACAAUAAUUAAAUAUAUUUUUGUACUGUGAUAAAAUUUUCAUUGUUUAAAA